Molecule: messenger RNA, 11306 nt
Organism: Eublepharis macularius
Lineage: Eukaryota; Metazoa; Chordata; Lepidosauria; Squamata; Eublepharidae
Gene: SLC7A1
Product: solute carrier family 7 member 1
Exons: 12
Coding region: 921-2813 (630 amino acids)
Biological process (GO): amino acid transport; transmembrane transport
Cellular component (GO): plasma membrane
Molecular function (GO): amino acid transmembrane transporter activity
Source: RefSeq, a predicted model, not a curated record
GUCAUCCGUCUAGCCCUUUGUAAAAAUUUAAGAGUGUUUUGUACGGGGGAGGGUACGUUUGUGCCGAAAGACAGAAGAGUUUUAAUACGUAAACGUGAGGGCUUUACAGAAGCUACAAAACACCAAAAAACGGAAUUGUGCCAUUCUCCUCUCGCAAGAUACAACACACGUGCCAGCGAAGUUUGGCAACUGUAGAAGCUACCCAGGCGUGCGGAACAGUCUCCCGCCCCUUAAGCCAUUGGGCAGCGUAUUACUUUUUGGACGUUUCCCUCUUCUUCUCCCCCCUCCGAAGAACGAGAGCGGGAAAGCCACAAAGCGACGAGGCGUCACAGCCCUGCCUCCAGACACACCUCUGGGCGGGAAUGUUUAUGCUGGAGCGCCGCGCGCUCUUGCCCGUUUUUACGCGCGCGCUGGAGCCCGGCCUUCCCGCCGUUGAGGGCCAAGCGGAAAGGGCAGCUGGCGGCCGUUCGUCGCGCCUCCGAAGGUGCCUUUCCUCCCGCCCCGAGACGGCGGCCAUCCUUUGCUGCCGGCGGCGGGGACGCCUGCCUACUUGGCACGCUGGACUGGAGGAGGUGGGGGAGGAAGAGGCGGCCCUUCGCCGCCGCCCUCUUUCCUCCGCCCUUCUUGCCCGUGGCUUCCCCUCCUUCAUUCACCAAAGGGAGGAGGAGCCAGGCCACUCCAGGAGCCCGCGGGAGCGGUUGUAAGACGCGAGGUAGCCAGUCCUGCCAGCGCCGACAGCAGCAGCGGUUACUCUUUUGCGUUUUCCUCCCUCCACCGCAACAGCCGGGCGGCUCCGCUUGCCUCUCGCUCUUCCCGAAGCUCCUCGCCGCCCAAAGCGCUCGCUUUUCCAGCCGGUUGCCAGCGUCUCUUUAGCGGGAACUUCUCCGGAUUGGGGCUCAGUCCAGGGUUUCGUUGAGACGAUGGGUUGCAAAGGUCUUGUUGGUAUUGGACAGCAGUUGUUCCGUCGGAAAGUCGUGGACUGCACAAGAGAAGAUAGCCGUCUCUCACGAUGCCUCAACACAUUUGACUUGGUUGCGCUUGGUGUGGGCAGCACACUUGGGGCAGGAGUUUAUGUACUUGCUGGGGCAGUGGCCCGAGAAUAUGCAGGGCCUGCCAUUGUGAUCUCCUUCUUGAUUGCUGCUCUGGCCUCUGUCCUGGCUGGACUUUGCUAUGGUGAAUUUGGUGCUCGAGUUCCGAAGACUGGAUCAGCUUAUUUGUAUAGCUAUGUAACUGUGGGCGAGCUGUGGGCAUUCAUCACUGGAUGGAAUCUAAUUCUUUCCUAUGUCAUCGGAACAUCAAGUGUGGCCAGGGCAUGGAGCGCAACAUUUGAUGAACUUAUAGGCAAGCAUCUCGAGACCUUCUUUCAUAAGCACAUGUCUAUGGACGCUCCUGGAGUGCUGGCAAAAUACCCGGACAUCUUUUCUGUUUUCAUAAUCUUAAUUUUAACAGGACUUUUAACAUUUGGAGUGAAAGAAUCUGCAGUGGUUAACAAAGUGUUCACUUGCAUCAACGUUCUUGUCUUGGGCUUUGUCAUGGUGUCGGGAUUUGUGAAGGGAUCAAUAAAAAACUGGCAACUCCCAGGUGACAGCGUGAAUAAUGUAACCAACGCCUCGCAUGAAUACAACGUCACCCAGGACGAUAUCUCGCAUGGUGCUGGUGGGUUUAUGCCCUAUGGUUUCUCUGGAGUUCUGUCAGGGGCAGCUACGUGCUUUUAUGCAUUUGUAGGAUUUGACUGCAUUGCCACCACAGGCGAGGAAGUAAAAAACCCCCAGAAGGCAAUUCCGAUAGGAAUUGUGGCCUCGCUUCUGAUUUGCUUUGUUGCAUACUUUGGCGUGUCAGCUGCUCUCACCCUCAUGAUGCCUUACUACCUGCUAGAUCCAAACAGCCCUUUGCCCAAUGCUUUUAAGUAUGUGAAAUGGGAAGGUGCAAACUACGCGGUGGCUGUCGGCUCACUUUGCGCUCUUUCUACCAGCCUGCUUGGGUCCAUGUUUCCAAUGCCUCGGGUCAUUUACGCUAUGGCAGAAGAUGGGCUCUUGUUUAGGUUUUUGGCUCGUGUCAAUGAGCGGACGAAGACCCCAAUGAUUGCUACAAUAAUAUCAGGAGCUGUGGCAGCUGUCAUGGCCUUUCUCUUUGACCUGAAAGAUCUUGUAGACCUUAUGUCCAUCGGGACACUUUUGGCUUACUCCUUGGUGGCUGCCUGCGUGUUGGUACUAAGAUACCAACCUGAGCAGCCAAACUUAGCAUACCAGAUGGCCAGCACAACAGACGAAGUGGACAACAAUGAGUCUGUGAGCACCAGUGAAUCCCAGACUGGGUUUCUACCAGAGGAAGAAGAGAAGUGCUCCCUAAAAGCUGUUCUCUUUCCCCAAAACUCUGAUCCUUCUAAACUCUCUGGAUUUGUAGUGAAUGUCUCGUCCUGCAUCAUAGGUUUCCUUAUCAUCACCUUCUGUAGCUUGACUGUCCUUGGCAGAGAGGCUCUGUUGAACGGGACCUCGUGGGUUAUUAGCCUGCUUGUUAUAGAUUUCCUCCUCUGCUUUGUUGUCACUGUGGUUAUUUGGAGGCAACCUGAAAGCAAAACCAAGCUCUCCUUCAAGGUCCCUCUUCUGCCUAUCCUUCCAAUCCUGAGCAUCUUUGUGAAUAUUUAUCUCAUGGUGCAGUUGGACACUGGCACCUGGGUACGGUUUGCUAUCUGGAUGUCAGUAGGUUUUGUUAUUUAUUUUACCUAUGGCAUGUGGCACAGUGUGGAAGCCUCAUACUCAGCACCGAUAGAAGCGGAAAGAAGUACAGACAACAAUACGGACACGUGCAAAUGAAUGAUGGCAUGCUGCACAAAAAAACCAAACAGACAGUUGAGCGUCAUCCAUGGCAGAGAGGGACACAGUUCUUUCUGGGACCCUGAAGUAUUUCAUUCUGUGGAACAUUAGGUGGGCUCCUGUGCCCCACCGAUGCCCCUUGCAGCUCAUUUACCUUAGUGGUGCAGCUUUAAGGGAUGACGAGGAAAAAGCCAGGCUCCUGGCAUACUCCCAAGCAACACUGUUGCCCGGUGUUGGCAGCUUCCUUUUGUCCCUUCUUUCUCUCUCCUUCCCUCUCUUGAUUUUAAGGCUAUGGCAAGAAAACUGCUCCUCUGUGUGCCAGUUUACUUCCAAGGCUGCUGUGAGACCAAGGCUGCAAAUUGUCUCCUUAGGGUACUGUACUUGGAUUUGAAUGGAGCAGCCCCUGCGUUAUCUGCAAUGAUACACAUGCUGGACCAUCACAAAGAAGGAGCCUUGCCUAAACAAAGACAUAGUAUGAAAGGCCCCCCCCCCCACACACACACCGAACUGACCUGGUUAAGACGAACACUGGGUGGUGUUACUUAAUCAUUGUACUUGACUUUUUCGUGUGUGCAGGUAAUUCCUGUGUAUGAAAUGCAAUGUUACAGCAAUCUUAGGAUAGUUGCUUGCAGGCUGAGUUCUGUUCUUGUGAUACAAACAGUUGCCUGGCAAAUAGCAGAUUCUGCUGCUUGUGAGAGAAGCUUCUAGCUUAUGGUAUAAUGCUAUGUAGAAUACGUGGGUUCCUCUUCGUCUCCUACCUGUCAGUUGCUUGAAUCUGCAAAAUCAAGGACGCCUUCGAAUGAUUGCCAUGGGGUGGGAAGUUAGUCAUGUACUGUGUAAAACACUGUUCCGUAGUAAAUGCUUUCCACUCCUUGUAUUUCUUAUCUUCCCUAUAACCUUAUGAGGUAGGCCAUUGAAGCUGACAGACAACGACUGUAUUUAGUCAUGCAGUAAGUCCAUGGCAAGGGUGGGAUUUGAAACUGAUUUUUGCCAGAUCCAACACUCAGGAUUGUCAAAUGGAAUUACGUGGUUGUAUAAUUAAUUUAAAGCAUCAUACAAGUUUGUCGGGAGGGGUUGUGCUGAACUUGGCUUUUCUAUCAUGGAGUAGGAACCAGCAUUCAUUUAUUGUCCAUCUAGAAAAUUUAAGACAAGCAUGUGGUCUCUUAAGUGCAAAUAUUGUGGCUACCCCACCCAAGGGACGACUCAGCUUGGAGAUGUAGGGGAGAGAGACGUGGUACUAAAAGUAAACAGAGUUCAUAUCUGCAGCUAAAUACUGAGUCCGAGGCACAAAAGCGUGAGGGUUUACUUCAGAUUUAGACUGGGGCUGCCACAUUCGCAGGCCAGUUUUCGGAUUGUCAGUGAAACGCUAUUCUUCUUUUGGUAAGCAUCUCAUUAAGGUGGCUUGUGCUGUACUCCAGGAUUUCAUGCUCUUUUGCAGACUCGUUCCUGGAACAGACAUGUACUUGAAUAAAAGUGAUGUAUCCUCGGAGGCAACAGAAGCUGAACUGGCAGCUUUUUGAGAUUCUAAAGCCAUCUUUGAGUCAUCCUCUCAGGUGGGGGGGAGGGGGGGGAGUAAUAGAAGAUUGUUAAAUGUAUCUAUGCACAGAAAAAGGGUUUCCUCUGUAAAAAUGUGGAUAUCCAAAGGAAAAAAAUUCAAAUUCAUGUGGAUUCUUUCUGAAAAAACAAUAUUCUGAUAAACGAUGUGUGUGCGCGUGGGUGUGCACCUGCGCACGCAUGCAUUGUCAGUAUCCUUGGAGACAUGAAAUGUUUUUUUUUAUUUUUUGUUUUGUAUUUGCUUAGCCGCGUUAAAUAUUGUAGAAGGCAUAUUGUUUGGCAAAUAGUGGCACUUAGAAGAAAGGGAAUUUAUGCUUUGUUAGAGGAGGUUCAUUUCUUCCUUACUGUGUGUGCAGAAGUUCAGUGGAAAACUUUUUUCCUUUGUGGCAUCCAAAGUUUCCCAGUUCUCUUAUUUGGUGUUUUAAAGGCUAAAUUAAAUCACCUCUCCCUGGCAGCAACAUUGGUAGCUUAUAAAUAGCGACAGUAUGUGGAUGGUAUGUAACGGCACAGAGAAGAAUUUGAAUGAUCAGUAAAGCAAACGUUUGAACCAUGACUGGCUUUACGUUAGGGGUACAUGGGGACAAAUCAAGGUCCCUGUGUAGGCCAGGUGUGGAUAAGGUUUUGCAGAUGAAAAUCUCAUUGUGGCUCGAAGCACUUUGAAUUUUAUUUAUGGGUGAAUCGAUUCUUCUCUGCAUUGUUCUAUAGAACAUUUUUAGACUGCACUCCCAUUUCAAAGCUGUUGUCUUUUCUGAUGCACGCUGUUUUACUAAGUGUGAGCCAGACAACAUGCAGUGCAAGAUGAUCCAAUCACAGAUCCCCAGAUGAGCAAUUUAGCCUCAAAAAGCAAUUGAUAGGACACUGAUGUGGAUUAGGGCUUCAGAUACCCAAGUUUUAUGAAUACUUGCUCCUUCCACAGUUUCCUCAGCCAAAACUGCCUUCCCCAGCUCUUUUUAGGGGUGAGAGACGAGUCCCGAUAUUGAGCCUGUCAUAUCUUCUCCUCCUUCCUACAGCUAAAAGCAGCCGGGGUGGGGGAUGUCUUUUGGAUCAGGGAAGCAGCAUGGUAAGAGGAAGGCUUAACCCUCUCCCUUUCCCAGCAUCACAGCUCUGACCUGUAUCUUCCACUCCAGGCCCUCCCCAUGGCUGUUUUUUGAGGCUGAAUUGUUCCCCAAGAAGAUCCUGUCAUGGGUCCUCAGUGUCACAUUUGAUUCUAUAACCAAGAUGGAGUUUGAGCCCAAACCUUCCUGGUCCAUUGGGCCAAUUCUUGCUCUCAGGACUGUUCUCACAUGUGACAAAACUCCUUUUUUAAGGUCACGUUCUCCAUGGAAUUGUACCUGAUCACUGAAAUGUCCCGUGUGUGGAGAGAGAAGCUGCCCUGUUGGGCCAGGUUUUGAGAACAAGGCCGUGUACCCAGCUCUCUGCUUUAGUUCAUGUCGGCGUUCUAAUUGCUGCUGGUCAAGGCCUGCAGGGCCUGAUUUCAGCUUAUUCAGGAAGCAUCUUCUAAGGAUAAAAUCGAUUUUAAAAUUAAUGGGGGGAAAAACCCCAAACAUCUGCAUUUGUUAUGUAUUCAGGUUAAAACAAAUUAAGAGUAAACAAUGAUUGAAUGCAUUCAUUCAUUCAGUUCAUUUCCCUGGAUGUUACAUUUAGUUCCCAAGCGUAGCCUUUCAUUACCUAUAUAACAGAGCCUUUCCCCUGAUCUAUCUGAAAUGAGGCUGAGAAGAUCCAUUGGGUGAGGGGUAAAGUUCUGGCACUCCCUUCCAGACACUGAUGCCACUCAAUUCUAGCAAGUUUUUAGAAAUUCAUUUUUUUGUGAUUUAGAGUCCUAGUUACUGUGUUGAUGUUGGCAUAAUUGUAUGGUGCUUUAGAAGUGUUUAUGUAUUUAUUUUUCCAGCUUGUGGUGGAGGUGGGGGCGGGAACCAGAACGAAUAUCUCACAGAGAGUGGUUUGUGACAUUCUCACAUACCUGUACAUUGAAGCAUAUACAUACACCGAGAGGUUGUGCUUUCUGUUGAAAAGUUAGAUUCAUACACAUUCCUUCAUGGAAGCAAAUUCACAGUAGAUGUUCUGUGGUAAGUGAAGCAGGCCUUGGAAGGUCUUUUGCCUUUCUGAAAUGUGUAAACAGCGGGACUAAAUUUCUAGGGUUGUGGCAUUUCCAGGCUUGCUUUUAAUUUGCUUCUGUACUAGGGCAGGGUGCCCCUAAGAACAAAGAUGAUACCUUCUAGGAAUGGCCACCGGGAAGGAAGAUUUCAUCCAGUCCAGUAUAUGGAUCUUCUCACAUGCCAGUAGUUAGCUGCUGCGUCUCCACAGGGCUUGCAGCACAUACCUGUGUGCUGUCGUUAUGUGGACUGUUGCAUCUGGCUAUCCCUUGUGUUGGUGGAAUACAGGAAACAGGGUACAAACUGUAUCCUUUGGUCUUCAGGAACGCCCUAGGAGGGAAAUCCUGUACCGCUGUGCAGUGAAGGUCAGCCAGCCCCGUGUAUUUGCUUCCCUUUACUGCUGAAGCCUAAAUGUAAAAACAUUCAAAGCUUGAGUGUUUUGUUGCAGAACUGACUGAUGCUGCUGUAAGUUUGCUAUUCUUGUAGUGUUUUUGUAAAUAGGUGGAUAACUAUUAAUUAUUAUUUUUAAUACUAUGUUUUUGUAUAGCUGCUGUGGCAUUUCACUGUAUAUAUGGUCAAAAUUUUGAAGUAUUGAUUCCCUUGUGGCGCUCUUCUCCCUCCCCACGCCCCGUGCCAAGAGGGCUCUUAAAAGUAGCCUGUUGAAUCUAUAGAAGCCUCCUCUUCCUUCAGGAAUCGUCUCCUUUUUGCUUUUUUUUUCUUGCUCGAGCAAACACUUGCUGAAGUGUACAAGCAUCAUGUGGAAGGUAUUGUGUAUGUUUGUUUAUGCAUAUGCACAAGCCCCAAUUAAACCAAGACUAGGUAUGUACAUACUGUGUAGUGUGAUCCCAUGCAUGUUUACUUGGAAGCAAUCCAACUGAGCCCAGUGCAACUUACUCUCAAGAGAAUCUGCAUGGGAUUUGAAACUGUGUGUAGGUUGGGUUCAGUGUCUCCCCCCUUGCCCUGACCAUAGAAGUUCAGUUGUGUAUGUGGUUAAUUUCACCCACAGCAUAGGAAGGACUUUGAAAAGGCCUCUUGGUUUUUGCAUUGGAGUUGCAUUCAAAACAUGGAUGAGCCUUUCAAACCGUGAUUGCCUGUUGUGGAUGGAUUGUUUUGAACAGCCAGCUUAUGUUUAAUGGACACUCCUGAUGAUCAGGGGGCCAGUGGGCAAUUAUGAUGAUGUGUUAAACAUUUGUAAUGUGAUUCCGCCCUGUGUCUACAGUAUAUAUUGCUAGCAACUGAAUGAAAUACCCAGGUUUAUGGGCAGAGACUAACUAGAUUAUGCCAUUUCAUUCUUUUUCUCAUUGCUUAAUGUUUUUGGAUCUGAAUGCUUCCUCGGGACAAUCGACUGUGCAACCUGCAUUCAUGAAUGAAUUUUGCAUGGGGCUUCUAAAAUGGAUUUUGCGUAGGGCUUCUUUGUGCACUGUAUUGAAAUGGAUUGAUACUGUGCUGCAGCCAUGCUUAGUGAGUUGUGCUCAACUUCCAGGCUGAACUGAGCAUGGACUUUGAUGCUGAGUUAGGCCAAGGCUGUAAUUGCAAGUUCAUGUUUAUGAGUUUUAAAAUGUCAAAUGCUUUUAAGUCCCUUGAAAUUAAAAUACCAUGAACAGAGAGAGAGGGAGGGAGUUGGAAGGUCUUAACGAUGAGUGCCAAUAUAUACUUUAAUCCUAAGACUGUUGGGUGCAACAGAGUGCUUUAUGCUGCAAGUAACGCAUGGGGUGAUAACCUUGUGCAGUAGAUAGUGAUGCAUUGAAGUCAGUGGACUUGACGGGUGUAAUUCUGCCUAGCUCUUGCACUGUUAGUUGCUCAAAAACAGAUGUGAAAGAACAUCACCAUCCAGUUUGCUUUAUUGCUUUAUUGAAGAUCACAACAGUUCUGUUGCAUGCAGACAUGCAUUUACCUUGGAUCCAAACCAAAUAUAUCUUGACUUUAGAGUUUCCUUGUUGUUACCAAACGUCUGUUACACUUCUUUAUUAAGAGCAGCUUUAUUUCCUGAACAUAGAGGUAGAUCCAUUCAGAACAACUGGUUUGCUGCAUGUAAGUUUACAGGAAAAUUUCACUUCAAUUUUAAAUCCCACCUCCAUUUAGCCAAAUGGGUAUUUACUGUUAACUAAGUGCUAGAGUUCGGGAAAGCCUUUGUAAUUUAUACAGUAUACUGGCCACAUCUGCAUUAAAGGGUCUGCGUUUUCUGCUUUAACGCAGGGCUAUUAACUGUGGCUAGGAUGGGUUUGGAAGCCAAAGCUUACGAGAGGGUGUUUGAAAAUGUGCAAUAGGUUUUUGAAAAAAGUUUUAUGAUUGACUCUACAAGGAGGGAGCAGAAAGGCCAAUCCAGAAACCAGUUAAAGCCAUUACAUCAAUUCAUACUAAUAUUAUUCUGAAGAAGUGGAUUCUAUUUCAUAUGCUCUGUAGCUCGUGAAAUGUGUUCCUGUAUUGGAGACUUGGGUGGUGUGGAUGUAUUAUAAAAGCCUCACUCUGGAUGUGUGUGUGUGAGUGUGAUUGUGUUAACAGGUUUGUCAUGGACCCACCAUUGUAUUGAGAGGAAUCAGGAGGGAAAUUGUAUCUUUCCUUCUCCUUUUCCUUUCCUUGCUAAACCGCUGAUCAGUGCUCCUGCCAGUCCUGCAACAAGGCUGUGGCUAUGGGCACCUAGCCCUGGCAGCUGGCAGGUGGGACCAAUUGUGCAGCCUCUGUUUGCUAGCGCUGGGUUCAUCAUGCAUCUAGGAAGCCCACUUCUACCCUUUUUAAUACCUCCUGUCUUGACUGAGGUGUUUGCACACUUAUAGCAUACAACUCCAAACUUAUUAACUGCUGACUGAUUUCUGUCAUUUUUUCAUACAAAUUUAUGAUUUUAUUCUAUGGACUGUUGACAGGAUAGUGGAAUGAAAUAUUCCUAUUAUAGCUGUACAGAAAGUUCCUGAAUUAGUGCUGUGGACCCUUACCUAAGACUAAAGACCAGUUGUAAAGGUGUUUACCGUUUGGUAUAAGCAAUGGCAAGAUUCAUAGAUAUAUUGGUUUAAAUGAGGCUGCAGUGUGGGACUGGGAGGCUUUUCCAUGGGAAGCGGGGAAUCUAAUCUAUUCUUGUUUCUAUUUAUUUCUCAGUGUAAUUAAAGCAAUGAAACAGAGGGAUUUUAGAGUACAUUACAAAGCAGAGUUAUGUAUUUCUAAGUUCACUGAAGACUGUGGACUUGGGAGGGUAUAACUCUGCCUAGAUUGCACUCUUAGUUGCUCCAAAAGCACAUGAUUAAUCAGUUACAUAGUUUUCCCCACUACCCAAACCUCAGUACUGGUGCCUUUGAGAUGUCAGCAGAUAUGUGAGAACUUACAGUAUAAUUUUAAAAAAUGGUUUCUUGUUAAAUGGAAACACAACCGCUGAUUUUUUUUAUUCCUUAUUGCCCUUAAAUGCCAAAUUCCUCAGCUGAAAUUGACUUUUUUUGUGGGUCUAAUUAUAAUGAAACUCGAUUGGUAAAGAUCAGGCAAGAAGUAGUGUUACGACUUUUAUUGGGUGCUUGAUGUCUGUGAACAUGUGUUCAAAGUAGGACAAAUCAGAAAUAAUUGAGGAUCAUAAUUUGGCAGCCAAAUUACAAAGUUCUGUGCUGGCUUUUACACAUCUACAGUGUUGGUAGAACACCACUUAUCUGUUACCCUGCAUUGGUGUGACAGCCACUGUAUCCCCUUAUAUUUAUUUGUGAGUACAAAUCAAGUACAAGGACUGGGUCACAUCUAGUGUGUAUACAUACCAUUGUUUUCUUUUUCUUGGAAUAGGACAGUUGAUUCAUCAAUUCUGUUAUUUGUUUAAUACAUUGUGAAAAAUCCAGCAAUGCACAAAUGGAAAAAGAAAUCUAUUUAGCAUAGUGGAAACACAAGUGUGGAUACAGUAAGUCUGACAUAACACAAGAGACUACCACAAUCCUUUUCUUGUGAUUUCGCUUGUGCGAGAGCUCUAGCACAAACAGAAAUUUUAUGUUGGAUCUAACCCAUUAUCUCGGCUGUUCAGUGAAUGCAUCUUAAAAGAGUUUGCAAUGCAAAGGUUGGCAGGCAUUUGUCUGCUAUAAGCAACGUAUGUACACCUGUUAUAGACACUUUUGUAUGCUUGUUUGUGGAAUGUUGUACUUGGAAGCAGGGGGCAAAAGUAAUGGGAACAUCCCCUCUUAUUAAAAUCCCAACUUGUCUUUCCUCAGGGUCUUGGCUCUUUUUUAUUCCUCUUAGUAUGAGUCAUGAUUAAACAAACUCCUAGGCAACAGGUGAUCUUCUAACCCAAAUAACUUAAAGCAAGCAGUCAUGUCUGUUUUCCAGAUGUGGGGAAUGUUGUAACAUGUAUGCCUGUUGGUGCAAGAUGGGUCUUAACAUUGUGCCUUUUACUGUCCAUCUGGUCUCAGGAGCACAAGAAUUGAUGAUGAUGCCCUUUUGUUUUGUACAGUAUGAGCUCAUUGGAAUGUGUGGGUUUUCUUCAGGAACAUAUCACUUAUGAAACCAGAAGCCAUGAAAGAUUCUGUGUGUAUUUUUAUUGAGUAAAAUGUAUAUACCUUUUUUGUUGGCUGUUCUAUUUUUCUAAUGAUUUCCUCAAGAGUUUCUUGCUGUUGUGAUACAAUUAGUCAGCUCCCAGUUAUAACUUGGCAACCCCUGUUGCUAUUUUUUUCUCCCAUUUCAGUGGAGGGUUGUUCUGUUAGUUUUUUGCCCCUUCCCCAAUAUUCAGUCUUUAUCAUUUUUAAAUGUGACACUUGUAUCUAGAAGCAAAUAAUGCUGUAAAUACGUCUCCCUCUCGUACAGUGUGGUUUUUAACUUUGGAAAUCAACUUGUUAAUAUGGGAUAUCUGUAAAAUGCCUCCAUGAAAUUUAAAUAAAUUAUGUCAGUUUCA